This is a messenger RNA of Paraphaeosphaeria sporulosa, 886 nucleotides long. RefSeq names its product DUF1348-domain-containing protein. The coding region runs from base 304 to 759 and encodes 151 amino acids. The transcript is spliced from 4 exons. The record is from RefSeq and is a predicted model, not a curated record. NCBI's taxonomy places the organism in Eukaryota, Fungi, Ascomycota, Dothideomycetes, Pleosporales, Didymosphaeriaceae.
UUGCGCGAGAGCAAUGAUCGAAGCUAUUCGAAUUCCAACAGCUUCGGUGGGGUCGGGAUGAAAUCUCCCAUCUCACAGAGCCGCGGAGAUCCGUCACCCGAGUCCUGCGAGGUAACGAUCACGGGUCAUUGCAGCGAUGAGUAAGCAUGUGUAGAAGGGCGCAGGGUCCUACAAGAUAGCAAUGACUGGUCCUGCGUUUACUGCCUUCGGUAUAGCACUCGAUCUACUAAUACUAUCGUACGAUAAAGAAAGCAAUAUAUAACCCAGAGGGUCACCCGUUUGUCUUUACCACUACCAUUUAUCAUGUCUCUGACUCCACCUUUCACCAAAGAAGGUGCGGAGGCCAAGGUGAAGAAGGCACAAGAUUUGUGGAACACACAGGAUCCGAAGAAGAUAUCCGCUGCCUACACUCCAGCUUGCAUCUGGCGCAAUCGAGACGUCUUCUUCACUGGCACCGCAGCUAUCGAAGAGUUCUUGACCAAGAAAUGGGAGAAGGAGAAGAACUACCGUCUUCGGAAAGAGCUUUUCGCAUUCACCGACAACAAGAUCGCGGUCCAAUUCUGGUAUGAGUAUCAAGAUGCGCACGAUGGCAUGAAGUGGAAACGAUGCUACGGUCUUGAAGAUUGGACCUUCGCGGAUGACGGGCGCAUGCGCAAGAGGCAGAUGAGUGCAAAUGACGUGGAGAUCCGCCCCUCAGAGCGUUGGUUUUCGGGGAAUGUGGACGUCAAUUCCGUUUUAAUUGGCGAGAAGCAUUGGUGAGAAUGAAAUGGCUGCCAGGGAGGACGUUCGGUGUCGCGAGAACGGCUAUUGAACAAGCGCUGCUGCACGCUGCAGAUGCGCUCAAGCUGGUGGUGUGUCGUGUACGAGAACCAGGAUGAAUUUCGUA